AUGGAUCGAGUGUUCCAAAUGGCGGCGGAGAGGCCGGUGGUGGUGUUCAGCAAGAGCACGUGCUGCAUGUGCCACACCAUCAAAACCUUGUUCUUCGACUUUGGCGUCAACCCCACCGUCUACGAGCUCGACCAGGUCCCCGGUGGCCGGGAGAUCGAGCAGGCCUUGGCUCGACACGGUGUUGCCGGUGACUUUCCGGUGGUGUUCAUCGGCGGGAACCUUGUCGGCGGCGCCAAUGAGAUCAUGACCCUUCAUCUCAAUGGUUCCUUGUCUGCCAUGCUCAAACGGGCUGGCGCUCUGUGGCUCUGA
Messenger RNA from Linum tenue, 309 nucleotides. NCBI's taxonomy places the organism in Eukaryota, Viridiplantae, Streptophyta, Magnoliopsida, Malpighiales, Linaceae. The record is from the annotation of a GenBank genome assembly.